Molecule: messenger RNA, 1402 nt
Organism: Paraphaeosphaeria sporulosa
Lineage: Eukaryota; Fungi; Ascomycota; Dothideomycetes; Pleosporales; Didymosphaeriaceae
Exons: 1
Coding region: 39-926 (295 amino acids)
Biological process (GO): maturation of SSU-rRNA from tricistronic rRNA transcript (SSU-rRNA, 5.8S rRNA, LSU-rRNA)
Cellular component (GO): nucleolus
Source: RefSeq, a predicted model, not a curated record
GCUAUACACACCGCUCCUCCCAAGCUACGAAAAAAAACAUGACGCCUGCCCUGGGAAAACGAAAGCGCAUUACGCGCGAAGAGCUCGAGCAGUCGUCGCGCGCGUCGUCACCCUCUUCGGCGUCGCAAAACUCCGAGGGAGAAGACAUGCAGGCCCGCUUCCGCAGAGCCUUCGAGGCAAAAUUCGCACCCUUGGAUAUCGAGCCCGUGAGGACCAAGAUGCAGAGGGUGGAGGAGCCGGCAGAGGAGCUUGAGGAAGACUCAGAUUGGUCCGGCAUCAGCUCCGAGGACGAAAACGAGACCUCAAGUGGUGUACAAGUCUUUGACUACACCGCCGCCGACCUGCCGCGCACGAAAGGCUCCAAAUCCGAGUACCGCGCAUUCAUGUCCGCAAAACCGCCCUCGCUAGCUGCCACGACCGCCGCAAAGCCAAGGUCCGCGCCGAAGCCUACGAAGGAGGACGAUACUGUGGAGGCUGCGCAUAUGAAGAACGACCUCGAACUCCAAAAGCUGCUGCGCGAGUCAACUCUCCUCUCUUCGAACGCUCCUACAUACUCUACCCGUACAGGCAGUACCCGCGAAUCGAAUGAUGCGCGACACAAGUUGACGGAUCUACAUGUUCAGUCGUUAGGCGCAAAGAAGUCGAUAUUCACACAGAAAAGUAUGCCCAUGUCGCAUCGCAAGGGCAUAAGCGCGAAGACGAAGAUGCGCGAUGACAAGAGACGCGCCGAGGCGAAGGAGAACGGCAUCACGUUGGAGAAGGAGCAGAAGGUCCGGAAAUCAGUAGGCAAGAGAGACAGAGGCGUCGGAGCCCCAAGCGUGGGCAAGUUCAAGGGUGGAACUUUGACGCUGAGCAAGAAAGACCUGAGAGGUCUUACAAGCAGUGCAGGGGACAAGUCCAAAGGCAAGAAGGGAAAGCGGCGGUAAACAAAAAUACGCAUCUACAGUCACUGAUGGCCAAACGAAUAGCAUUCAGCAGCUGGACAGUUCAUUUGGCGCUGGCCGACUCUCGGCCUUGUACUAGUGUUUACCGCUUAUUUGCGACCCCGUGUAAACGUAAUGUUCACAUCUAGCAACUGCGCGAGACGGAGCGCUACCCCCUGUAUGGUCCACCAGAUCAGGCUGUCCUUGCAUCUUUUGGCCACGAUUGCUUACUCGCGAUCUGAGCGGUUGAUGACCUCCCGGCGAGAAUUGUAUCUGGAUAAACUGCUGUGCAACCGUCUGCAUAUUAACGCUCAUCCAACCGGUGCUCGGCUGGCUGAGGCGAAUUUGCACUGCAGCCUUCACCAAGUUGCACAGUCGAGUCCCGAUGCUUCUCGACCUCUCUGACGUUGAUAGAGAUCAGCACGGUCCCAUAAAACAAGCAAAUUCUGUCGCGGUAGUAAAGUGCGGCAAAAGACGAC